Messenger RNA from Trichoderma virens Gv29-8, 2292 nucleotides. RefSeq names its product glycoside hydrolase family 55 protein. The record is from RefSeq and is a predicted model, not a curated record. The transcript is spliced from 5 exons. Lineage: Eukaryota; Fungi; Ascomycota; Sordariomycetes; Hypocreales; Hypocreaceae. Gene Ontology annotation, molecular function: polygalacturonase activity. Bases 1 to 2292 code for a protein of 763 amino acids.
AUGCGAUUCACGCCAUUCUUCCUCGGCCUGGCUGCUGUUGCAGCUGGUAGUUCUCUACCGGCUGAAGGCAUCGAGGCCAGACACUCAUCGGGCUACUGGUACGAGAAAAUCCAGCACAACGGCAUCAGCCCUUUUAUCCCGGACGGCAAAAACUGGAAAGUCUUCCGUAACGUCAAGACGGACUUUGGCGCCAAGGGAGACGGUGUCACUGACGACUGGGCUGCCAUCCAAGCUGCCUUUGAUUAUGCCAAUGCCACAGAGAAGCGCAGCUCGGGUGCCUGGGGUACAACCGGCGCCCCAGCUGUUGUUUACAUCCCAGCUGGCACAUACCGUCUGAGCAAGCCUCUCCAGUCGUAUGUUGAUACUGUUGUUAUGGGUGAUCCUACCAACAGACCAGUGCUUCAAGCCUCUUCCGACUUUACCGAUCCCUUCCUCUACUUGGGCUAUGACCCCGGCUAUGACUCGACCAUCAACUUCUACAUUGGGCUGAAGAAUGUUGUCUUAGACUCUACCAAGGUGCCCCUGGCUCACAACAUUACGCUUCUUAACUGGGCCGUGAGCCAGGCUGUGCAGCUUACCAACGUUCUGUUCAACAUGCCCAUUGGAGGCGUGGCACACACUGGAUUGUCGAUGCCUCAGGGCGGCUCGCCUUUGAUGAUCAACGAUGUUGUAUUCCAGGGCGGAUCUGUUGGCAUUCGCAUGAACGAGCAGCAGUAUCACUUUAAAGGAAUCACCUUCAAGAACCAAGAUAUUGGCCUGAAGCUUGACAAGCUCUUCGAAGGAACCGGCCAGGGUUUGAUCUUUGAGUCAUGCAAGGUCGGCAUCGAGACGACAAACAACAACACCGGAUUCUUUGCCCUUAUCGACUCGACAGCCAAGAAUGUCGGCAUUCUAUGGAAUGCGGCAGCCUCCCCCACCGCCCAAGGAUCAAUGGUGCUCGAGAACGUCCAAGUGGACAAGACCACCGUCACUGCUGGAGGAAUUAAUGUUCUCAAGGGUUCUGUCAAGCCCGGUCAGUCUUGGAUCUGGGGUAACGUUUACGGACCCUCAAGCGGCCAACGCGCUCAAGGCAAAUUCUUCCCUGCAUCUCGUCCUGCGGCACUUGUAGAUAUCACCGGAAAAUACCACGCAGUUCCUCCGCCAACCUUCCAAGAGUAUAGCUUGGACCAGGUGAUUAAUGUCAAGACUGUUCACGGGCUGCCGGUCGCUGGUGAUGGUGUUACAGACGAUACCAAGAACCUUCAGAAGAUCAUUAACCAAGCUGCUGGCAAAAAGGUCAUCUACUUCCCUCAUGGAACGUAUCUCGUCAGCGACACCAUUGUGGUCCCCCCUGGAAGCCGGUUCCAUGGAGAAGUUUGGUCUGAGAUUAGUGCCACGGGCAACAAGUUCAAGAACGCCAAUAAGCCGGUUCCCAUGGUUCAGGUCGGAAAGCCUGGCCAGCUCGGCGUUGCCCAGUUUGUCGACAUGCUCUUCACCGUUGCAGACAUUCUUCCCGGCUGCGAGCUCGUCGAGGUUAACAUGGCCGGCUUGAAGGCCGGAGACGUGGGUUUCUUCAACACCCACUUCCGUAUUGGAGGAGCUCGGGGAUCCAAGGUUCAGACGAACUGCGAUGAUCCUGCCACAUGCAAGGCAGCGCGCGUUUGUGCUCAUCUCACUGCCUUGUCGUCUUCAUACUGGGAGAACAGCUGGUGUUGGAGUGCCGACCACGAUCUUGACGAUGAUAACGGUGCCAACCCAUCGACAGCUGGUGGUUUCUUGGUUGAAUCUAUCAGGGCUACCUGGAUGCUGGGCAUCGGCAGCGAGCACAAUUCUCUGUACCAGAUCAACAUCUACAAGGCGCAGAAUGUCUUCUUGGGCUUCCAGCAGAGCGAGACGCCAUACUGGCAAGGAAACAACUCGGGCCUUUUGACGCCGCUGCCAUGGACCGGCUCCCUGCUUGAUAGCGACCCGGACUUUAGCUGGUGCGCUCCCGAUGACGCUCAGUGCCGUAUGGCUAUCUUCCAGUAUAUCCACGAUUCUAGCAACAUCAAUGCCUACGGAGGCGGAUACUGGGUCUUCUUUAACGGUAUCAACCGCGAUGGCUGCAAGGCUGAAUGCCAACAGAAUGCCGUCAUCUACGCCGACAACCAGAAGUUGUACAGCUAUGGCGUCAGCACGCACAAUGUACGAACCAUGGUGCUGGAGUCUGAAAGGGGGAAGAGCGUGGCAGAGGUCGUUGAUACGGCGAAUGCCGGUGGCUGGCAGAGCCAUGGUGGUGUCAUGGCUGCUUACCUGGGCCAGAGUGGCUAUUAA